AAGAAAUCAAGCUUUCGACUGGCAUCGAUUUUGUUUUGGCUGAUUUCGCUCCACCGCACGUCCGCCUCGGGUCCAGAUUCGCAGACCCGCCACUGCUAACGUGCGUAAUGUAUCGUAGAGAGGAAACACAGUAAAUAGACGGACACGUCCAUCUGCAAAAGGAGAGGAAACGAAGAUGGUGAUGAUGGCUUCACCCAAUUUAGCCUCCAAAUGCUCGGCAGCAAUGGCGAAGCCCUCCUUCCCCCUGAAGCUGUUUCUCUGGGUGUUUGUUGUCGUUAAUCUCCCUUCAAGCUCCUUCCAAACUGAUGACGAUGAUGAGGUGUCUAAUAAGACGUGGGUGCUGACUCCCAAAGUGUACGAGAGUGACGUCACACACAUCCUAAAUAGCCUACUAGAUGGAUAUGACAACAAACUCAGACCUGACAUCGGAGUCAAACCGACAGUGAUCCACACAGACAUGUUUGUCAACAGCAUUGGGCCAGUAAAUGCCAUCAAUAUGGAAUACACCAUCGACAUCUUUUUUGCCCAGACCUGGUAUGACAGAAGGUUAAAAUUCAACAGCACGAUGAAGGUGCUGCGUCUCAACAGCAACAUGGUUGGGAAGAUCUGGAUCCCAGAUACUUUUUUCCGCAACUCGAAGAAGGCCGAUGCUCACUGGAUCACCACACCCAAUCGCAUGCUUAGAAUCUGGAAUGAUGGUCGAAUACUCUACACCCUCAGGUUGACCAUCGACGCCGAGUGCCAGCUUAAACUGAACAACUUCCCAAUGGAUGAGCACUCGUGUCCCCUGGAGUUUUCAAGCUAUGGCUACCCCAGGGAGGAGAUUGUGUACAAGUGGAAAAGGAACUCAGUGGAGGUUGGGGACAUUCGCUCCUGGAGGCUCUACCAGUUCUCCUUUGUGGGCCUGAGGAACACCUCUGAGAUUGUCAGGACCGUCUCAGGAGACUACGUGGUGCUGACCGUCUUCUUUGACCUGAGCAGGAGAAUGGGCUACUUCACCAUCCAGACCUACAUUCCCUGCACCCUGAUUGUUGUCCUCUCCUGGGUCUCAUUCUGGAUCAACAAGGAUGCAGUACCUGCCAGGACAUCAUUAGGCAUCACCACUGUGCUAACCAUGACCACACUGAGUACUAUUGCCAGGAAAUCCCUUCCAAAGGUUUCCUAUGUGACCGCCAUGGACCUAUUUGUGUCUGUCUGCUUCAUCUUCGUCUUUGCUGCGCUUAUAGAGUAUGGCACACUGCACUACUUUGUCAGCAACAGGAAGCCGAGUGCCAAAAAGGACAAGAAGAAGAAAAACCCGCUCCUCCGGCUCUUUUCCUCAAAGCAGACACCCACGGUAGACAUCCGUCCACGCUCAGCCACAGCCAUUCAAAUGAACAAUGCCACACACAUGCAGGAGCGGGACGAGGAGUACGGCUACGAGUGUCUGGACGGGAAGGACUGCACCAGCUUCUUCUGCUGUUUCGAAGACUGCCGCUCUGGAGCCUGGCGGCACGGCAGGUUGCACAUCCGCAUUGCCAAGAUAGACUCGUAUGCACGCAUCUUCUUCCCCACUGCAUUUGGUCUCUUCAACCUGGUCUACUGGGUCUCCUAUCUCUAUCUCUAGGCCCUGGUGUGUAUCCAGCCUUAUCAUUCAGUUCAUUACAUUCUACAUACGCUCUGCGCCACCAAGGGACUUUUUGAAGGAGGGGACCCACUGAAACACCCAGUGAUUUGAUUUAAAGCAUUUAUUUUAAUUCUGAAAUUUUAAGCUCUUUACAUUUUAGUUAUUUAACCCGAAAA
Messenger RNA from Xiphias gladius (swordfish), 1782 nucleotides. RefSeq names its product gamma-aminobutyric acid type A receptor subunit gamma2 (gene gabrg2). The coding region runs from base 176 to 1606 and encodes 476 amino acids. Gene Ontology annotation, cellular component: synapse; postsynapse; GABA-A receptor complex. Gene Ontology annotation, molecular function: GABA-gated chloride ion channel activity; GABA-A receptor activity; inhibitory extracellular ligand-gated monoatomic ion channel activity. Gene Ontology annotation, biological process: nervous system process; chloride transport; synaptic transmission, GABAergic. The transcript has 10 exons. The record is from RefSeq and is a predicted model, not a curated record. Lineage: Eukaryota; Metazoa; Chordata; Actinopteri; Istiophoriformes; Xiphiidae.